Messenger RNA from Prorocentrum cordatum, 820 nucleotides. Lineage: Eukaryota; Dinophyceae; Prorocentrales; Prorocentraceae. The record is from the annotation of a GenBank genome assembly.
AUUACUGGUACCGCUGCCGUUGGUGCUUCCCACCACGUGUUGCUGCACCGACGCGUCGGCUCCCCGCCCCUCCUCUCAGGACGUCGAGCCCGCCGCCUUCGAGGCCAUGCUGAAGAUGAUGUACUGCGGCAGCGUGGAGAUCACAGUAGACAACGUGCUCGCCAUACUCGACGUCAGCGUCCGCUUCGAUGUGGCCCCGCUGGUGCAAUUCAGCGUCCAGUUCCUGCAGAGCCACACCAGCAGCGAGCACGCGUGCUGGAUGCUGGACGUCGGCGUCCAGUACGGCCUCGUCAAGCUUGUCGACAGGUACUCCGACGAGGGCAUCGAGACGCUGUCGCGACUGGUGAGGCAGGUCUUGUCCCAGAUGGAGCUCUGCCUCCACGACACGCGCGUCUCCGUACUGGCCCACCCGGAGCAGCCGCUGCUGCGGGCGAGGCUCUCGUCCGUGGUCGUCCUCUCCUCGGAGGGCGCGGCGGGCGGCCUCGAGGCUCGCUCGGCGCACGUGGCGGGCCUGAACCUCGCUCUGGCGGCAACGGGCGGCAGCGGGCAGCGAAUGGCCGGGGCCACGGGCGGCAACUGGUCCUUCCCCCGGGAGGGGGUCGAACGGUCCAGGAGCUUGUUGCCCGAACAGAUCGAGGCGCCGGCUAUUCCCGGGGAGGCGCGGAGGGAGCCCAUGGAGUCUGGCUGCCCAGCGGAUCCGUUGUUCUUCUCGCCCCUUCGGGCAUGGGGUGGGUCGAGGAGCGAGGUUCGAGAUUGGAGCUCCGACCCGGGGAUCGAGGUUUCUGGGCACGUGUCGGGAGCUCUGGAGCCCAUGGAUUGA